GUUUUUCCAUUUUGGACCUUGUGUAGCCGUGCUAUUCUAGUCGUGGAGCGGCAUAUCCAUGAGCGCCGACGUCGCGAUGUUGUGGCGCGCUCGUUUCCGUGAACAAUCAUGGUCGUGACCGGCCCCCCUUCCAUGAUCGCGGCCGGGCCCCCGCCUGUGUUCCUGUUCGUGAACAAUCAGCAUAGGCGGCGUGUGCAUGGGAGCGGGGCAUCAUCUUGCGACCAGGCGUCUCCCCCUGGCAGCCUAGCCAGGUGCAGCCCGGAAAAAGUCGCAGGCGCCCCGGUGGCCAAACGCGUAGCGGUAGCAGCCUGCCCAGCUAUCAGGCAUCCCAAGCAUACGGACGCGUGGCACAUUUUCCACAACGCGAACGCAUGGAGGCGCGGACCACCAGAAGCAAGGGGGCCCAGCGAUUGCUGUGACUGUGGGCACGCAACCGGAUCUACGGAUGGCAGCGGAGAGGCGUCGGCAUACCACAACGAACCAGGCAUACCGGCGCGAGCUUGGUGCCCUAUCGGAGACCCGGCGCGCGAGGGAUGGCGCCCCAGCGGCCUCAUCCAGGCAGCUCUAGCAAUGCGAACAAUGCCAGAGCCUGGGGGCGGGCGCGCUUGCUUCUUGGGGGCCCCGUGGCCCGCCACGCACAGGGCGACACGCGUGCCGCUCGCGCCGUUUGCGGCCAAUUGCCC
This is a messenger RNA of Amoebophrya sp. A120, 683 nucleotides long. The record is from the annotation of a GenBank genome assembly. Lineage: Eukaryota; Dinophyceae; Syndiniales; Amoebophryaceae.